Molecule: messenger RNA, 981 nt
Organism: Physella acuta
Lineage: Eukaryota; Metazoa; Mollusca; Gastropoda; Physidae
Product: zinc finger protein 28-like
Biological process (GO): regulation of transcription by RNA polymerase II
Molecular function (GO): RNA polymerase II cis-regulatory region sequence-specific DNA binding; DNA-binding transcription factor activity, RNA polymerase II-specific
Source: RefSeq, a predicted model, not a curated record
AUGAAUGAAAAUUUACAAUGUACUGUGUGCUCAAGGAGAUGUUAUAAUUCAAAGAAAUUAACCAAACAUUUUAGAAAGCAGCACCCAGAAGUGGAAUUGAUCAAAUGCUGCUUCUGUGAUCAUGCAACUCCAGAAUCUUUGUUUGCACAGCAUAAACAAGACUAUCACCCACUGGAGAGGUUUGCUUGUAAAUUUUGUAAAUUCACAUCAAGGAAGUGGAGAAGUUUAAAAAAACACCAUACUAGUCAUGUUACCCCAGAAAUAAAAAGCUCAUCAAAUUUUUAUUCAGUAGAAAUCCUUAAUUGCAAGAUUUCAUCCAGAAUUUCUGAAGAAAGCUCAUUGAAUCAAACAUCUAAAAUUUCUUUACCUGAGCAUGCUUUUGGAAAUACAGAAGCACAAAGCUCCAUUAAAAAUAAAGAAGAAAAUCUUUUAGUUGUUGAGGGAAUACCCAAAGAGCAUAUUGGUACGUCAGAAAAUAAAAUAAUUAACACUGUAAAACAAGACACCCAAGUGACUGGUCCUUUACCACAAACUUCAAGAGAACUCAAGUGCAGCUGUGAGGGUUUAAAGCAUUGUAAAAUCUGUCAACAAACAAAUCCUAACAGGCAGACAACUACCCAGCCUUUAGCUGAGUGGUUUAAGUGUGAGGAUUGUCAAAAAAGCUUUGAGUAUUCUUUACAUUUGACAUAUCAUCGAUUGGUACACAAGCUCCAGCGUUGCUAUAUCUGUGGCAAGUGUGACAGAUAUUUCAAUGAACCUGAAGAUUUCGAUCAACACUUGUUAAAACAUUUUAAACACAAACCCUUUAAGUGUGAAAUGUGUGAGAAGGCUUUUACGUUGAAAUGUCAUCUUAAAGUGCAUAUGAGGCUACAUACUAGGAAUCUUGUUUACAAAUGUAAUUUAUGUAAUUAUGCAACAAACUUAAUGAGUGGGAUUUUAGAUCACAAAAGAGUUCACAUGAAUAUUAAACCAUACAAAUGA